Messenger RNA from Acanthochromis polyacanthus (spiny chromis), 10134 nucleotides. RefSeq names its product phosphoinositide-3-kinase, regulatory subunit 2 (beta) (gene pik3r2). The coding region runs from base 844 to 3051 and encodes 735 amino acids. Gene Ontology annotation, molecular function: 1-phosphatidylinositol-3-kinase regulator activity; protein binding. NCBI's taxonomy places the organism in Eukaryota, Metazoa, Chordata, Actinopteri, Pomacentridae. The transcript has 16 exons. Gene Ontology annotation, biological process: insulin receptor signaling pathway; phosphatidylinositol phosphate biosynthetic process. Gene Ontology annotation, cellular component: phosphatidylinositol 3-kinase complex. The record is from RefSeq and is a predicted model, not a curated record.
CGCACUCUUCUUUCCCUGCGCCGUGCUGAGCUGGAAAAUGGCUGUGUGCGAGAGCAGGGAGUUAUGAACGGGAAAAGAAAGACAGAGCGAGAGAAAGACGGCGAAGUGAAGAAGUGAGCCAGAGGUUUUUGCCACAAGUUUAACGCGCACCGAGGAGCCGCCGAGUGCAGAUAAAAGCUCCACACGGACUCUUCGUCGGCUGCUUUGACGCGUUGAGAAAAGCUCCGGGAGCCAAAAGUGAGAAGAGUCAAGAAAUAUCCGCGGGUCGGUCACAAUUCCUGCCCAGAACGUGUUGCAGAUCUGAGAGAACCGGACAGGAUUAAAGACCUUCCCACUCUGCCGUUCGUCCUCCAAUCAGACCACCUGAUUUGACCGCGGAGACCCAACGACGCAGGGCCCUCGACUGGAAAAAUCUUUAGCCAGGCUGCUCCGGUAGCACCCAGACAGCAGGUUUUUGCUGCUUGAAAGAGCAUGUUGCCAACGCUCUCCCUCUGCUCCAUCAUCUGGCUCAACCGGGGUAUCAAGCUGAGGAAAGUGCACCAGUCCAGCAACACCGGUCAGGUCUGAAACCGCUGCCACUGCAGACCCAACAGCAGCAAAGCGCUACCUUAGCAACUUUUAAAAAUGCUCCUAAGCUUCGGGUGACUUCCCCUCCUCCCCUCACUCCCUGACCUGACCCUUUAAGCCACUGUACCAACACCAGACUUUAGUGACUCAGCACUCAUUUUUGGUUUUCCGAGGAGGAUUUCUGCAUAGCUCAAACCCUGUCGUUGCAGUGGGACUCGGGCUGCACCGUCUAAUCCUCUGUUCAGUGGCCAUUUUAGUUUUUGACUCCAUUACAAAAUGGCGGCGGAAGGUUUCCAGUACCGUGCCCUCUACACAUUUACCAAGGACCAGGAAGAGGACUUGGACCUGCAGCCGGGAGACCUCCUGACAGUCAGCAAGGCCUCUCUGAUGUCCAUGGAGAACUACCAGGAGGGCUGUGUGGAGCAGCCCGAGCGCCUGGGAUGGCUGCUCGGGUACAACGAGCGCACCAAGCAAAGAGGCGACUUCCCCGGGACAUAUGUCGAAUACGUGGGACCCAUCAAGAUGGCGCUUCCAUCGAGUCAGCCUAGAUCCCAGCGACCUCUCCCCGCCGCUCCCAGACCAGAAUCGUCUCAAGCUGUUUCAGUGCCGGACCUGAGCGAGCAGUUCACACCACCAGAGACGGCUCCCCCAGCCCUCAUCAGCCUGGUCCAAGCCAUAGAGAAGAGAGGUCUCGACUAUAAGUCAUUGUAUCGGACAGUUUGCUCCUCUGGUUCAGACAGUCCAGUGUACAGCUUGAGCUCUGAGAGUGACACGGGUCAGAGGGAUGUAGAUUACCUGUCUGAGAGCAUCCUGCAAUACUUAAGAGACCUCCCAUCACCCGUCGUCCCUCCAUCCAUCUACCCUCACCUUCAAACCGCUGUGAUGCAGCAGCAGGUCCUCCAGCAGUCAGCAGACGGAGCAGUUGCUGGUAGCCACGACAGAGAGGUCAGCUUGGUCCUUGAGAGCUCCAGCGCCUUCCCCCUUCAUCACCGUCUCACCCUGCAGUACCUCCUCACACACCUGGCCAAGGUCACCCAGGCUCAAGCCAGCAACGGCCUCGACACACACACUCUGGGCAAGAUCUUUGGCCCGCUGCUGAUUCGGACAGGUCCUUCUAUCCCUUGGCUGUCAUCAGAUGAGGAAUUCCCUGCCUUGGUGGUGGAGAGGCUGCUGAUAGAGAGAACGACAGAGCACGACCUCACUCCUCCAGUUCUCCCAGCAAAGCCAGUCAAGUCAAAAAUGACACCAUCAGCCAUGACAGACACAAGCAGCCUGCUGAAUGAUGCCGAAUGGUACUGGGGAGAGAUUUCCAGAGAGGAGGUGAAUGAGAAACUGCGAGACACUCCAGACGGCACUUUUCUGGUGCGAGACGCCUCGAGCAAACUGGAGGGCGAGUACACUCUCACCCUCAGGAAAGGGGGGAACAACAAGCUUAUCAAGAUUUAUCACCGAGAUGGGCGGUACGGUUUCUCAGAGCCUCUGACCUUCCUGUCUGUAGUGGAGCUCAUCAAUCACUACCGCCACGAGUCUCUGGCUCAGUACAACGCCAAGCUGGACACCAAGCUCCUGUACCCGAUUUCCAAGUACCAACAGCUGGUGAAGGAAAACAGCAUAGAAGAGGUGGGAGAGCAGCUGAAGGUUUAUCACGAGCAGUACCAGGAGAAGAACCGCGAGUAUGACUCUCUGUACGAGGAAUAUACACGCACCUCACAGGAGCUGCAGAUGAAGCGAACAGCCAUCGAGGCCUUCAAUGAAACCAUCAAGAUCUUUGAAGAGCAAUGUGAGACUCAGGAGCGAUACAGCAGAGAGUCUCUGGAGCGAUUCCAACGCGAGGGCAACGAAAAGGAAAUUCAAAAGAUCCAGAGCAACUCGGAGCGGUUGAAAUCUCGUGUGAAGGAGAUCCACGACAGCAAGCGGAAGCUGGAGCAGGACCUGAGGCAGCAGGUCUCUGACAACAGAGAGAUUGACAAGAAGAUGAACAGCCUCAAGCCGGAUGUCAUGCAGCUUCGCAAGAUCAGAGACCAAUAUCUGAUAUGGUUGACACAGAAGGGAACACGACAGAAGAAGAUCAAUGAAUGGCUCGGCAUAAAGAACGAUGCAGAUGACUCCUACUCGCUGGAGGAGGACGAGGGCUCACCCCACCACGAUGAGUGUACCUGGUACGUGGGCGAUAUCAAGCGCACCGAGGCCGAGAAUAUGCUGAGAGGCAAAUGCGACGGAACCUUUCUCAUCCGUGAGAGCCAAUCACAGAAGGGCUCCUACGCCUGUUCUGUAGUUGUGGAGGGCGACGCCAAACACUGCGUCAUCUACAAGACGGUCACAGGCUACGGAUUCGCCGAGCCCUACAAUCUGUACUCGUCCCUCAAAGACCUGGUGCUCCACUACAAAAACGUCUCCUUGGUCCAACACAACGACCAGCUGAAUGUAAAUCUGGCCUACCCAGUCCUGGCCCGCUCUCAGAACCAGAACCAGCACCCCAGAUGAAUCCACCAGCAGUGUAGGACGCCAUCCAGGGUGGGAAAACUAAACUUUCACUCAUAUGCAUUGGGAAAAGAUAAUCCCCUGGACAAUGCUUGCUCGUGUGUUUAAAGUGGCAGGUAAAAUAGACUCAAGAAAUUCAUGUGUUUUUGGCUGGAGGCUGGUGCUGAUUUCCUACAUUGACUCAGUCCCAACAAAGGGCACUCCUUGCUAACAGCAUAGCUUCAUAAUAAGCACACGACUACUGAUAACGAAGCACUGUACAGUUAGCCUGGCCGAUGCAGUGAGGUGAAACUUGAUGAGAGUUGCAUUAGCCAGCCAUGACUGUACAGUGUCAGUUAUGGAAAAAAAGUGUGAGAAAUACACAAGAAAAUACAUUUGAUACAGAGAAAAAAACUGACUAAAUGUGUUAUAGGAAGACAAAAUAAGCACACAAAAAUAUUUUUUUGAACAUUGUGGGGAAGAAGUGGAGGGACCAGAUGGUGGGAUGAUGGGAAAAUUUACAGGAGGCACUUUUGUUUUUUGCCUUGAACACAAGAUAAAUGUCCACAGACAAAGGCCCGAUCUGUCAUCCCCAGACUGCCUGCAAACUCUCCAUAGACAAAAGGCUGAGCUGUCAUCCGCUGAAAGGACUGGCUUGGCUGAACCAGGCUGCUCGCUUCACACCUAACAGCGGCUGAGAAACGGUGGCCUGGAGGGCGGUUUAGUCACUGGAGGCCGAAGGGGAUGGGGGGGAGAUUGAUGUUUUAUGGGUUUUUAAAAGAUUAAUUCAGUUUAAAGCUUGCAUAAGUGCCAUAGUAAUAGCUUUGAAUGACCACAAGCCUGUGUCGCUAGAAUAAAUGGGGCACGUCGAGGUUGAAAGAAGGACGAGGAGGAGGGACUGAAUGGCUGUCGACAUAGACAAAGCUACAGCUUUAAAAAAUAUAUACACAUAGGUAUAUUUUUUAUGAAAUGAUCUUUAUUUCCAACUGCUUUGGCUUGUUGCUCUCUCUCAGUGGGUCUCUUUUUGAACUGACGAGGUACAACGUACAGCAAACGCUGUAUAACAGGAUACAAAUGCAUGGUACAUAUUUGGUGCAUUGUGAAUAAUGCAUCACAUUUAGUCACAAUACACCAGAUCGACAGGUACUUUGAUAAAUGCAGUUCCACAUGAUUCAGGUUUCCGUCUAAAUGGAACUUGUGGAGCGAUUUCUGCAUCAGACGUCUCUUUGUUUCAAUCUUCUUCCUUCUUUUUUCAUCCUCUUUAAUACUGUAGCACCUGUAGCCAUCGACUUAAGGCACUGUUAGUGCUCCUCCUACGUGUCUUGCUUCUAUAUGCUAAAGACACUUGCAGAGCAUUAAUCUUUGUGAUUAUUGUAUCUUGGGUACUGUAUUUGCUUCAUCUCUACUUAGAUUAGACUGUUUUCGUGGUACAGUGUCCUUGCAGAUGUUUAUCGUUGUUAUUUUUUAUGCGGAUUUACUCACGGUACUUCUUCUCCCUUGCGCUUGACUGUUCAUUUCAUCACAAGCUUGACUCACAGAGCUGUAGAACAUUGAUGUAAAAAAAGAAAAGGAAGCAGUAAUAUAACUCAUGUACAGUAUAUUUCAGACUCACAUGCAGUCAGUGUAUGUGACUUUAUACAGUUUCAUCGCUGUGUUUCUUUAUGUUGUCAGAAUAUUUGCUAUGCUUUUAGAUUCUGUUUAAGGAUGCAAAGUGUCCGCUUAAUGUGAGCCAAAUGAAGGAUGUGUUUUCAUGUAGCAAGGAAGAAAUAAAAAGGAUCAGUCCUUUUGCCAUUUAGCAUGGCCUCUGUGGUCUGAGAGAUUAUCCAGUACAGUAUGCAUGGAGUCCUUCAUUUGGGUUGUUGUUUAUCUUUUUUUUUUUUUUUAACUUGGACUAGUGGUUGAAACUUGUGCUUUUUGUAGUGCAUAUACAGUAUGGUGUGUGGUCUUACUAUGCACAACAGUCGUGUGUUUGUGUGUGUGUGUGUGUGUGUGUGUGUGUGUGUGUGUGUGUGUGUGUGUGUGUGUGUGUGUGUGUGUGUGUGUGUGUGUGUGUGUGUGUGUGUGUGUGUGUGUGUGUGUGUGUGUGUGUGUGUGUGUGUGUGUGUGUGUGUGUGUGUGUGUAAUACGUUUUAGAUUUAGACAGAGUUUUAAGAUCAGUUCCCUCAAUCUGUUCUGUGCUGUGGCAGUGAAUUCUCCUGUUUUUCCACAUUGAUUUGGAUUGAGGUAAAGAUCGUACCGCCUCUAUUCAAUGUCACUUUCAAAGCACAGGAGGCACUUGUGUAGAUGCAGGGUUAUUCAGUUGUUAUUGUGCAGUCAAUGAAAAUGUUGCGAUAAAAAAAAAUAGGCGUCAUUUGAUGCUGCUUUUAAACUUGAUUUACGUAGUUGAUUUCUUGAGAUGAAAAAAUAUAUGAUCUUUCAAAUUUCUUACAUAUAUCAGACUGAGAAUGCCAAAAACACCUAUUUUUGUAGGAGAAUAAAGAACAGCCAGAAGCCAGUGAAAAUAGAACGUUUAAGAAAUGAGUGUACUGUCUUUAAAGGUUGUGCAUUUGGUGUUUUGGAUUUGUUUUAAUUGUUGUCCCUUGUUGUGGAGGGAUAGAAGUUGAAGUUUUCUUCCAGAAUGAGAUGUUCACCUACUUCUCUUAUUGUCAUAAUUAUUAGUUAAUAUCAAAUUCUGUCUGAUUACCCAAGCUUCCUACAGGCACAGUGCUGUUUUUAUUAGCAUCAUUUCUCUUCCAGAAAUGUUGAGGCACAAAUUUCAGGUAGCGACAUUUUUCCAGACAGACCAGUCCCAUCGUCUAAUGAGCCCCGACUUAAACGGUUUAAAUUAAGACAUCGUGUUGAUUUUUCAUCAGGACGAAUCAAUUGUACUGUACUUUGCACAGUUCUUGGCAAGUAGACGAUCCCAAGAAUUAAACUAGAGGUGACACCGGUGCUUCUGAUAAGAGGGCUAUAAAAACAUGUGAGUGAGAAAGAUUAGAAGUGCCUUGAGUCAUUGUGAUGAGCUUGUUGGCUCCUCAUUGUCAUUGGAGCACUGCUCCAUAAGAUGGUGCCACCACCACCACAUGUUGUGCCCCAUAGUUCACAUGUUUGCCAUGUAACACACACUAAAGGGUAUCUGGCAAAUGAGCGUAUUUGUUGUGUGUGUGAUUGUGUGUGUGUGUGUGUGUGUUAGAGCAAAUCUGAGCAUGUCAUAGAUAAGAGUGGCAGAUUUUAGCUGUGCCUCUUUGUUGUUACAUUUCUAGUUGUUACAUAUUCCUUCUUUCGAUGGUGGGGGCUGUACAGUAGCUUGGUGCUCUCUCUCUCUCUCACUGUGCACCCAAGCUAGCUUUCUUUGGUGUUUUUAUUUUUUGUUCGUUUGUUUGUUUGUCUGGUAUAUUUUUUGAAUAAAACUCAGAUAAGAUAGAAAUGUGAACAGUACACAUCUGUGGCCCAGACCAGUUGUUUGAAGCUCAGUUGAUGAAAAGCUCUCAAGUUAAUGCAUGCAGCAUUUCUCAGUGUUUCGUAUUAAGUUAGUUCCUUCGUGAACAUCUGGUUGAGUCAUCCACCACUGCUGACGCAUCCAUUAUCCAGUUUGUUGGACCAACACUUUUCGACUGCACUUUUUUCCCCCCCUUGUUCCGCACACUCGAGCUAGUGUGUCGCCCAGCAUCCAUAAACUGACAGACAGUGGUGACGCUCAGUGUUUUUAGUUGGUAGUUUUCAUACGGUAUAUCAGGAGUGGUUGACGGCUUCUUUAUCAUAUCGGAGUAUACAGUGUACAGUAUAUGCUUUUGUUGUUUUGCAGUCAACAACUGUCUUGUAAAUCUGAUGCUUUUGACUGAAUGCAAUGUUUUCAUUAUAGAGUUGAUUUUACUGUGUGGGCUGUAGAAACUCUGUAGUGCUUUUCAAACCAACUUUAAGGAGAGCUGCUGGCUCAUUAUGCAAUUUGUGUCUGCACGGCAAAACUGUCCAACUUAGCAUGAGGAGUUUUCCUAAAAGAUCCAGUUACUGAAGGACACUUUUUCAUUUGUUUCCAGUGGUAUCUAAACGUGCAGAUUUUCUCUAAACAAAAAAAAAAAAAGUGUUCACAGUGAGGUUUUGUAUCAGUUACCAGGAAAUGAGUUCUUAUUGAGCAGCACAAACUAAAUUCUAUUGUACUUGGGUGGUGAUACAAAUCACCUCCAAACCUCAGCACAUGUAAGUGAAACUACACGCAUGGCUGGAUGCCACAUGGAUUAAACGAAACUAUGUUGGGGAUUUUUAAGGGGAAUUUGUGCAGAUGAAACAAAAACACACUGACGGGGCAAAAUAGUUUCAGUUCAUCAAGUAAACUUGCCUACUGGGGUCAUGAACCAGGUGGUUCUGCUUCCAUUUACGCAAUUUGCUCAACUUUGUACUUUGUAAUAUCUUCCCACUUGUUAAGCUGAACAUUUUUGCAGUGCAGACUUUCAUCUGCCAUAUAUGCCGUGUUAUUCACAGAUAUUUAAUAGCUAGAGGCAACGCUAGUAGCAAUGAAACCUGGUCGCUCAGUGAGACGGGCAUGAAAAGGGCAGAUGAUGAAGACUUUAUUGCGCUUUGACUUGGAGUUGGAACUCUGAAACUCAAAGCUUUCAUCCUGCUCGUGUAUUAGAUAUGCAUCUUGGAGCUUCUUGAAAAAACAGUUUUUCUACACGACAAAUGCUCAUUCAAGGAAUUAAAUAUUUUUUCAUCAUUCUUUGGUACACUGUAAAUGAUAUUUCUUGAAACGGCCUAAAUACAUAAAGCACAUCUUUCACUGACUACAAAGAAACGCAUAUAUUUGGUGUCUAUUAAGGUUUGAAGAAUGAGAGACAUACUAGAGAAUAAAUAUUUUCAAAUAUAUACUUAGAUAUCUAUAUUUUUGGAUGAUUUAACUCUGAUUUGGAUUGUGCUUGAAACAAAUCAGAAGGAGGCUUUGAUGUGAACACGAUCUUUGGACUCGGUUCACAGCUGCUUUGUACUCGAGCGGUUAUUGAAACGCAAGCAUUUUUACUAAUCCGCUGCAGUGAGCUUCAUCAUGAUCACCAACAAACUUUGUGGCUACAGUUGAUUGACGUACGCGUAAUGUAUUUAGCAUAAUUAUCAGGUGCAUUCAGAGGAUGAAGCAAGCUCGUGUACAUGUGUUAAUAUUUACAGAGCUGAGUCUAUAUGUUAAAUGCAGUCUUGGCUGCUUUGCAUUUAUUAAAUAUUAGAGUUUUUUUGUUUGUUUUUUUUAUUGAACAUGAGAAUCUGUUUUGUCAUUUGGAAGAUUCUGGUUUUUUUUGUGAGUAGAGGCAGUGUUAAAUUUGCACCACAAAAGAUACACUUGAUGCAGCCGCUGAGGUCCGCCGCGGUGUUGGACGCCGACGCUGUGACCAAGCUGUCGUGUCUGACUGUGGCCGAUCUCUGCGGUCGCUGCAGGGUUUAUUUUCGCCUGGAUUUGCACUCGCAGGCAGAUGAUAAAACGACCAAGUAAAAGUAAAACCUGUCAGAGAAAAAGCUACACGAUUGAGCUGGUGAUGAUCACUCCUUAACGCAGAUCUUUGUACAUGGAACAAUGAUGGCAUUAGAAAGUGAUCUUUUAUGGUGCCUAAGUAUAUAUUUUUUUUUAUUUGGCUUUUUAAAAAAGCUGAUAAAUUUGUCCAAGUGUUUCUUUGUUUGUUUGUUUGUUUGUUUAUACCUGUCAAUGAUAACCUUUCAGAGCCUAUAAAGAAAAAAUAAGCUAGCUUGAAUUUUUUUUCCUCCAUACAGAAAAAAAAACAAAUACAAAUGUUUACAAUAUGUAAUUAACCAAAUAGUAAAUAUGCGUUUGAGAAUCAAUCUGUCUGUCCCUCAAAGCGGCUGUGAUAGGUUGAUUUAUAUUUCUUUAUUUCCUCUGUCAUUUAAACUUGAAAAUGUUAUGACUGCUUGUUCUGUUUUCUCCUGUUUCAGUUCGUUCCUCUCUGUUUUUUUUUUUUAUUUUUACUCGUGAGAACAGUGCUCCCUCACUUUCAAAAUAAUAACAAGACAGUUCAAUAGGAUUCAUUUGUCCGUAACACAAAUACUCAUCGGUCUGUGUCAUUCUUUGCCUGCUGACUACUUCACCUCACACUGAGCCUUGUUUGUGCUGAAUCCUAACUUGAUACCCUGUUGAAUCUUUUGCUGUUUAUUUAAUGCACAGUUUGGUGCAUCUCCGGUAAAAACUCAAAGAAUUAAUAUGGGUUCAAAAGUUGUGAAUAACAGUAAAACCACACCACUUGGUGAACAUACUUGAGUACACUUUCAGUACAUUAAAACAGACGUGGAAAUUCAGGCAUCCUACUCUUGUUGUUGCACUACACGGCAAAUGAUGCUUCAAAGGAAAAGCUGAAUCGGUUGCUCUAUUUGUUGGUUAACUCAUUAUCAAGACCAAAAUUUAGCCAUUAUAUUCUCAGCUUCUGCGCGGCUUCCAUGUAAAAUAUGCUGACGUUAACUACUGCACUUUCAUUUCCCAUUUUCUGUCGUGGAAAGUUGCCAUCUGUUUGAUUAAUCUCAUGUGAAUGUCGUAGUAUUGUUCACUGGUGUACGGUAGUUCAUGUUCCAGACUCCACUCUGCAGGUCGCUGGUGCUUCAUUUUGCAGCAGCCUGGGCAACGUUACAGAGCGGCGGCAAUUAAAAAUCCACAUUUUACACAAAUCACAGCAGCACCCAGCGCUCUGCAGUGUUGCCCAACAAGUUGCUUCGUGCAUCACCGGCUCACCCAGCAGCAGCAACAGAUGUACGGCUAAUAAUCGUAGUUAAUAAUGAUGUGGUCUUCUCUUUCUUUCAAAAAAUGGUGAAUGGAAAUGAAUGGGGCAGUCAGAUAAAGCUACUCUACACCAAAGUGCAAUUGAACGCCGAGGGAGCACUGUUGUUUCAGCCAGUGGAGGCCCACUGGCUGUGGUGUGCCCAGCCCUGAUACACAAAAAGAAAGUUCUUUUUCUGCUUCUUCUCUUGUGUUAUCCUCCCUCCGUUGGUCUGUCUUAACUCAGAUGCGACAUUUCUUUCUUUCUCUCUCGUGUACAGCUUGCUUCAGAGUUGUUUGUCCUCAGACAGGUACUCUUUGAUCUGUACGGUUCUUUCUUUAGGCUGAUGCAAUGAUUUUAAAAGACAAUAAAAGAUAGUAAAAUGAAA